Messenger RNA from Acytostelium subglobosum LB1, 750 nucleotides. RefSeq lists its product as hypothetical. Gene Ontology annotation, cellular component: peroxisome. Lineage: Eukaryota; Evosea; Eumycetozoa; Acytosteliales; Acytosteliaceae. The transcript has 4 exons. Gene Ontology annotation, biological process: fatty acid beta-oxidation. The record is from RefSeq and is a predicted model, not a curated record. The annotation marks the transcript as partial. Gene Ontology annotation, molecular function: delta(3)-delta(2)-enoyl-CoA isomerase activity; enoyl-CoA hydratase activity.
AUAUUUUCAAAAAUAAAGAAGAUGACAAAGACAAAGACUUUUGGACAUUGUGUUGUAGAGUUGGUCAAAGGAACUGAUGACGUCUACUUCCUCAAGCUCAAUGGUGAUGAGAACAAGUUCAACCCAGUCAACAUCAAGAACAUCAAUGAUGCAUUGGACUAUAUUGAGAAGAUUGAAGAAGCAUCUUGUUUGAUCACAGUUGGUACCAACCAAAAGUUCUACUCAACUGGUUUGGACUUGGAUUGGAUGUUGCAGGCACCAGUCGAGGAGAAAAGAUCAUUCAUCGGAUCAUUCCACAAGCUCUUGGGUCGUUUCUUGACAUUCCCAAUGCCAACAAUCGCAAUUCUCAAUGGACAUACUUAUGCUGGAGGUGCAAUGUUGGCCUCAGCACAUGACUUUAGACUAAUGAGAAAGGAUAGAGGAUUCUACUGUCUCCCAGAGGUCGACAUCCACAUCCCCCUGACUCCAGGAAUGAAUGCCAUCCUGCAGGCCAAGAUAUCAGACUCCGCAACUUAUAGAGAUGCAGUUCUUAGAGGUAUGAAGUUCAGUGGAAACGAGUGUGUCAAGCAUAAGAUUGUGGAUGCCGCUCUGGAAGAGUCUGAGCUGGUGCCACAUGCACUUGAGCUGGCGUCAAAGGUGGCACCAAAAGGCAAGGACAGAGACACCUUUGGAGGACUCAAGAGAGAGAUGUACAAGCAUCCAUUCGCCGUUCUCCAGUUGCCCACUCUUGGUGAGUCUGAGAAGCUUCUU